UGUACCGUAGCGAACUGUGGGAUUGAAUUCCGUCUGCACUGACAGAAAGAUAUUUACUGAAAUAAAAACAAGGCAUGACGAGAUAUAUUCUACGAACUUAAAGUACGUUAAUUUGUGUUGGACCUGUCGAAGAGAAUAAACUUUAGGCAUGGAUCCUAAAAUCGCGAAGAAAACCCAAGAUACUUUGGGUAAAAUAAUCAAGAAACCACCACUGACAGACAAAUUGUUGUCAAAACCACCAUUCAGAUUUUUACAUGACAUAACAACUUCAGUUGUAAAAUCUACUGGCUUUAUGAAAGGCUUACAUGAGGAAAGUGAAUUGAAUUCAGAAAAUGUUAAAGAUAAAGACAGUAAAAUUGCAUUUUUACAAAAAGUUAUUGAUUUUGUUUCUCUGGUAACUGGCAAAUCAUUGUCGGCUAAACCUGCUAAAAUAGUUGCUGGUCAUGAACCAGAGAAAACGAAUGAACUGCUUCAAGCCAUAGCGCAAGCCAUCAAUAAACAGGUUGAUAAUGAUGAGUAUAUUAAGAAAUUUGGUAAUAAAGAUAUCAAGGGUGAAGAAAAGAAGGAUAAAGAAAAAGAUAGAUCAGAACGAAAGAAGAAAGAUGAGGAUAAAGAAGAAAGACGUAAAGAUAGAGAUGGGGAGGGGAAAAAACACAGAGAGAAAAGCCGCGACCGUGAGAGAAGCAAAGAUCGAGAUGGAGAGAGGAGGGAGAAAGAUAGAGAUGGAGAAAGGAGGGAGAAGGAUAGAGAUGGUGAAAGAAGUAAAGAUCGGGAUUCUGAGAAACGCGAUAAAAGUAAACAUCGAAGUGACAAAGAACGAGGACAUAAAGAUCGAGAAAAGGGUGAAAGAAACAAAGAUGAUGACAAAGACGAGGAGAGAAGGGAAAGGCACAAAGAUAGAAAAUCAAAAAAGAGAGAAGAUGAAGAGGAAGGCAAAGAAAAUGAAUCUCCAGAAGUCAAUGGUGAAAAGGAUGGUAGAAUUCCAAGACCGACAUCUGCAAAAGGAUCACGAAGGAGAAGGGGAGGUAGAGUUAGAGACAGUGAUGAUGAAGAUGAAGAAGAUAAAAAUAAACAGGGUAGAGAACAAAGUGAAUCGCAUGUUAGGGAAACAGAUGUACCUCCACAAGUCUCUGCUGCAAGGCAAGCACGGCCAUCAAGUGCCCGUCCUGCUCCUCCUCGACCAAAACCAGAUGCUGCUGAAAGUGAACCAUCCAUGAGACUGGGAACUGGAAAACCUACAAAUGUAAUAGUUGAUGAUGAUAAACAGUCAGAUGAUGAUGAUGAUAAUUUCCUUGUCGAAGAUUCAGCGAUUCCACCUCCAGAACCAGAACAGCCUGCACCAAAACCAGACAAUGAAGAUGAUGAAGAUCAUGGAGGUUUAGUAAAGAAAAUGUUAGAAACCAAGAAAGAAUUAGAACAACCAAACCAACCAUUGAAAAAAGUUGAUAUUGAAAGGUCAGCAAUGUCUGAUGCAGCCCGACGAAAACAAAGGGAACAUGUACAGAAAGAAAUUGAUAAAUUACGAUCAAGUAUUCAGAGUUUAACGCGAAGUGCCAAUCCUCUUGGUAAAAUCAUGGAUUAUGUGCAGGAAGAUCUGGAUUCGAUGCAGAAAGAACUAGAGAAAUGGAAAAGUGAAAACAAAGAACAUGCUUUAGCUUUAAAAAGAGAAAAGGGGGUAACAGACCGUGCUAUAGAACCAUUAAAGGCCCAACUAAGUGAUAUAGAUCAAGCGAUCAAAGAUCAAUUAGACGCUAGUGCUGCUGUCAAAGCCAAUAUUAUCAAAAAUGACCAAAAAAUCGAAAAAAUGUUGAAGAGUAUUGCUCGUUCAUGAUUAUUAACCUAAGAAGUACAGACAUUCCAUCCUUAAUUUAUUUUAUUGUUUUAAGUUAUUUGUCCUGUCUUGUUAAGAUUAUAACUUACUACUAGUGUCAUAUAUGAAGGGUAUGCUAAAUUCAUUAAAUUACCCAGUCAAAACUUAACAUUAGUAGCAAGGUAGUGUGAUAUGUACAUAUAUAGAUUUUGGUGGGCAAUAUAUUUUAUGCAAAUGAAUAGCUCUCAAUGUCAAACUGAUAUCUGGAAAAUAAAGUGAAUGGAUCAGUUCAACUGAAAGUACACUCAAUUCAGAUCAUCCUUAUUUUUGAAAGCUAAUUCUAAAACAUAAUUCCUAAGUGUCCGCUCUAAAAGAUCUUCAGUGUAAAAUAUAUAUUUUUGUAUAGGUAUUUCUUAUAACAGUUGUUAAGUAAAUAUUUGUAUUAAAAUCAAUCAUCCCACUGUUAUUGAUAUAUAUGACACAAACUUUUUCUGUUUAUUUUAUGUGAGUGUAACAACUGUCUCUGGCUGUUCUAGUAUUUAUAUAUCUGAUGUUCUUAUAUGAUUCAACAUUUGUAAUAGAUACAGAUCAAAAAGAAUGUCAGCCAUGAACUGAACUUUCUGUAUCGAGUAAAUACAUGAAUUCUAUCUUAAUUCUGAAAAAUAAUCUAUAAUGGAUGAUUGUUUAAAGGGUCCUGAAAGACAUAAUGUAUAUUUAAAAUAAUUAAAUCAUCUGCGCCCUAAGUACAUGUGAAUUAUUUAAUGUCAACAUAAUGUUAGUUAUUUUCUCCGUCCAUAUUUUACAAACACUAAGUUGUGCAUUUUAUUUUAUACAUGUUAUUUUGUUGUUAGAAUCAUAGAUCUGUUAAAAAGUUCUUAUAAUUUUAAUUAUAUUCCUAAAGUAGUAGCAACAAGCAUUAUCAGUCCUCGAGCUUAUAAUGUUGGUAACCAUUGCGGCAAUGUGCUGUUAAUUUACUUAUUUGCCAUUUAAAGUGAAAUAAAAUUGAUUGGUCUCAGUGACUCGCAGAGGGUUUGUGAUGCCAGGAGCCAACUCCUUGACUGUAUGCUCCCAAGACUCAAGUAUAGCCCCUAGUACUAAGAAAUGUGAGAAAGGAAGACAUUUUAAUUAGAUCAACAGAUGAAAUACAUUUUUUACUUAAAUUAAGUAUUAAAAUUAAUUCCACGUUUUGAUUGGAUGCCCCCAUUCCUGAAAUAGAUGCAGUCGUUACCACCUAUGCCCCCUGAUUGGUCUUUAUUUAUGUUAUGAUGUUUAAAAUAAUUGGAGGUAGAUAUGGAACUAGUUCUCCUUUUUGUUGUAAAGGGUUGUCAUGGAGGGGGCUCUAUAAAUGUAGAUAUUAGGUUUAUUGUAGAUAUAUAUUAUUUAUGCAUAGUACUCUUUAUAUUAUAUCAGUUGUAAAUAUUCAAUAUGACAUCUCUGUAAAUGUUGGUGUAUAUAAAUGGUUAAAUUCAGUAAAAUAAAAAUACAGUAAAGCUUCAUUUUUUAAUUGGCAUAUCAAUUUGUAACCAAUUUUUCACAAUAUACAAAGGGGCCUCCAUACAAUAAAUUAAAACAGAAAAUUGUUUUUAAAUUGGUUUUGUAAUUAUUUUUUUUUUACCAAUACUGCAAAUUAUCCUCCGUAGUGUGUUGAAGAGGAGAUGGACAUUUGGUUUUAUAAGCCUAAUGGUCUAAAGGGAGAUAAUAAAAAGGAGUAAGGAUACUAAACAUACUGUUAGAAGGUUUAGUUAAUUCUCUUCAUUGUACCUUUAUAUUGUAGGACAGGAAGAUUUUCAGCUAUAAACAAUCUACUUUUGCA
Messenger RNA from Patella vulgata (common limpet), 3623 nucleotides. RefSeq names its product TRAF3-interacting protein 1. Gene Ontology annotation, biological process: regulation of microtubule cytoskeleton organization; intraciliary transport; cilium assembly. The coding region runs from base 149 to 1831 and encodes 560 amino acids. The transcript is spliced from 15 exons. Gene Ontology annotation, cellular component: ciliary basal body; intraciliary transport particle B; axoneme. Gene Ontology annotation, molecular function: microtubule binding. The record is from RefSeq and is a predicted model, not a curated record. NCBI's taxonomy places the organism in Eukaryota, Metazoa, Mollusca, Gastropoda, Patellidae.